AGCUGCUGGCAAACAAAUCAACUCAUCAAACCCACACACUUCUCUCUGACGAACCUUUGCUAUUGGUAAUGCCGCCAACUAAUGCACCUCGGGCAAUGGAUCCUAUCCAUACUCCUGACCCUGAUCCGUUGGCAUUUCCAGUAAACAGCAACACUACCGUCUCAUCUAUGGAAGAUUCCUCUGAUCCGAAUAAACAGGCAAGGAAACAGAAACGAAAAGAUAAACAUAAAAACAAACAUAACGUAUCAUCAGAUACAGAAAAAUCACCAAAUAAGGAGCACAAACGGAAGCGAAAGAAAAAAUUACAUGCUCAUGAACCAGAAAAUCCCAAUGAAGGAAACGAAGUAGGCAUUCCAAAAAUUAAAAUUAAAUUUAAGACGCUACCAUUGCCGGGGGAAGUUACACCAGAAGCGCAGUUUUUUUACGUGUCAGCCGAUAUGGUUCGUUCAGCUGAAGAGGCAUCACGCCCAACUUCGGUGGAAACAGUAGAAGAUAUAACACCACUUUCCACACAAAAAUUGGAGAAAGGCAAAUCAGAAAGGACAGUAAAAGUAUCGCUCUCUACUCGUAAAACCAGCCAAAGGAAAACAGCUGGUAAAAGAAAUUUGCAGUUGGCUCAAUCGAAAUCAGUAAUAUUAGCUCAAUCAACAUUAAAUCUUUUUUGUUGCGUCUGUAAGGAAGUGGGUGCUAAUAGUAAUUGGGUAACGUGUGAUGAGUGCCAUAAGCACUACCAUUUUGUAUGCUUAGAUCCUCCUUUAAAAAAGACACCAAAAAUACGCGGUUACUCAUGGCAUUGCGCUGAUUGUGAUCCUACAGAUGAGGAGAAAAAAUAAUCAUUAUUACUACAAGAUAUGGGAAUUUACAUUAAGUGUACUUUAACGGCAUGGGUUAAUUCUACUUACUGAGUCUAGUACAAGAUGAGUUAAAAUAAAUCAAUCAAAUUAACCAGCCUUCUUAUAAUAACGUAUGUGUCACGUGAGGUCCACUGGCAAGACAUAUGCCUUGUGCUUUUAUUUUAUUUAUCGACUCUAAUCUUUGAAAUUAAUUUUCUUUUAUAAUCUAUUCCACUAAUUAUAUUUUAGAUUUUGACAAAGGGGAAA
Molecule: messenger RNA, 1100 nt
Organism: Rhagoletis zephyria (snowberry fruit fly)
Lineage: Eukaryota; Metazoa; Arthropoda; Insecta; Diptera; Tephritidae
Product: transcriptional regulatory protein RCO1-like
Biological process (GO): histone catabolic process
Cellular component (GO): Lid2 complex
Molecular function (GO): ubiquitin-protein transferase activity
Source: RefSeq, a predicted model, not a curated record